Molecule: messenger RNA, 888 nt
Organism: Penicillium canescens
Lineage: Eukaryota; Fungi; Ascomycota; Eurotiomycetes; Eurotiales; Aspergillaceae
Product: LYR motif-containing protein
Exons: 3
Coding region: 1-888 (295 amino acids)
Source: RefSeq, a predicted model, not a curated record
AUGCAUAAGGUGUUGGUUCCUAGCCAUUCUAGUGCUCAUCGCUUUGCCUGUUUUGCACUCUAUCGAGCGCUUCUGCGGCAAUGUUGUCCCACCAAUACCGCAUCAUGGCAGGGUGAGAGCAGGUCUCUCGUGAAGAAGAAUUUCCGGCGAUUUCAGAAACUGCAGAGCCCAUCCCAAACGACUAAUGCAUUGAAGGCAGGCUAUGAGGCCCUAAAUCUCCUCUCUUCUGCAUCCGAGGGCAACAGGCACGAUACGCAUAAGGUUACGACCCUUCUCGCUCAACACAAGUCACAAAAAGAAAAACAUGCCGCCAAGCAAAGGAAGUCUGGGUCCGCAAAGCCUGUCAAACCCAUGUCACCCAAGAAAGCUCGAAAAGCAGAGUCAAUACGCUUCCAGAAAGAGACUGCGCAGCGACAUCCAAAUGCUACAUCGGUUCUAUCCCGUCCUCGACCGCUAGGGUCGCUAGGGGACAAGAAACGGAAAGUCCCGGUACUUGUCAAUGCACGCGGCAUACCAUUCCUGCGCUUUAAGAAGCCACAGCCGAGAAACCUUAGCGACACGCUACGAAAGAAACUCCUCAACCGCUGGGUUUGGAUUCAGCGCCGUGAGAGGCUGCAACUUGAUAUAUUGUUCGCCAGGGACGAAGAUGAUUGGGAUCGCAUAACCAAGACCGCAGAGCGAUCUACCUGGGUUCAGCCUAUUCAAGAGUCCCUAGACGAUGUUUGUGACAAGGUUGCAAGUUGGGAUAUGAAAAACAAACAGAAUGCGGAGAGUAUGUGGGGCAUCGUGCUGGCUGAAAGAGCUCUGGCGGAAGAAGAAGCAAGCCAAAAGCAGAAAGAUGCAAGCCAACAGCAGGCAGAAGCAAACCAAAGGCAGCCGGAGCAGUGA